AUGAAACUGGUCUUGACAAAGAAGCCAAUCCUUGAGGGAGGAGAACAAAUAGAGGACGUCAAGGCUGGAGCAGCGGAGGGUGCAGAGGAUGCUGAGUUGGAUUCAUUAAAAGGGGAGAUGUCGACAGGUGCUUUUGACAUCAGCGUUGCAUUCCUGAAUGCAGUGUUAGAGCCAGGCGACGGAUGUCUUGAUUCCGGGCAUGGGAAAGAGAGAGAAAGAAGCGAAAGACUGGACAAUGCGAUGAUUGCGAAGGCUCCGGGUGACUCGUAUGGUGACCUUCAUCUUAAGCUUCACAGUUUGGUACUGGGAUUGUGGAGCUUCUACGAUGGGAGUGAGAUUGUGGGAAUGACGACUAUGUUCGUUGAUGAUGGCCUCACCAUUGGCCCACCGGAAGUGGUCAUGCGAGUCAUGGAGUACGUCCGCAAGAUAUGGAAACCGCUCAAGACGAUCAUUGAAAAGCUGGAAGGGGCACAGUAUGAGAUUCGGAUGCUGGUCGAUAACCUCAGCUCUGUGACCUUGCUGAACAAGCCUACAUGGAACCACCUCGGUUGGCGCACACGGCAUUUUGCCAUCAGAGCGUCCUGGAUCCGAGACCAACUCCGUGAUGAAAGGGGUGACACGCACAAGCUUCGAAGAGAGCUUGGCUUCACGGCUGCCGCCCGUAUUUGCCGGGAACCCGGAGCCACUGUUGCGCUCAACGUCCGCCGCAUCGAGGGCAUUGCUAAUGGACUUGCGCUCUGGGGGAGGAGCGCAGAAGCUGUUACCUUCCUCCGGCUCUUUGCCCGUUGCCGAGCCCGGUCCGCUCCCCCACCCCUGCAAAGUGCCUGCGUCUCUGCCUACGUGCUGCGGUGGUCCGCCCUGCUCGCAUGUGCCGCUGCCCGUGCCUUCGCGAGCAGCCUCCUCUCCCUACCGCUUUCCGGUGCAGCCAAUGUCGACGGAGAUCCCCCCCUCCUCAGCGACCUUCUCGCCGAACCAUCGGAAGGCGAGUCUAACCUCUUGGACUUGGACUCUGUCAGUUUGAACACCUUGGCAGGUAUACUGGACUGGAGAUUUUCAAUCGCCUGUGUAUCCCGAAUGCGCUACCUCGGCCUUGUGCCGGAUGCGGUGUCUUGGACUUCUGCGACAGCUGCAGCUGCUCGCAGCAGGGGGUGGUGCCGGGCGACUACCAUCGCCACAGCUGGGGCCCAACAUAUCGAGGCCAAGACCGGUUCUGCUCCUUACGCCGCUGCAUCCAUUCCUGGAUUUGUGCGUCAUGGGCGCUGGGAGGAUGCUGUGCUGAUUGCGGACGAGAUGUGUCGUGAAGGUGACGACGUGAGCGAUGCCGUGGUGAACGGUGCCAUAAGCGCGUGUGCUGACGCGCGCCGCUGGAAUGCGGCAUUGGGCUUGGCUACUCGUUCAACUUCUCGACAACUUCAACCAUCGCUCAUAACCGUCAACACUGUGCUGAGUUCUUGCGGUGGUUCUUCCGUGUGGGACGGUGCUGUCGGAUGGUUACACAUGGCCCGAUGUACGGCCACCCUUAGUACUAGUUGGGAUGUUUUCACGUACAGUGCGUGGAUCUCAAGCUACACCGCGGCUGCUCUUUGGCAGGCCGCACUUCGCACCUUGGCCCUGGCUCGCCAUGCCGCUGCUGUCUCAGUUGCCAGCCAAACUGCCGGUCUGGCGGCUCUUGGGUGUGCGCGGCAGUGGAGGCGCAUGCUUGGCCUUCUUGCGGCGAGCGAGAUGCAGCCGGCGGCCAGCAUGGCGCCAGAAUGCGUGAACGCUGCUCUUCAAGGAUGCUUCGACAGCCGGAGGUGGCCUGUGUCUCUCGACUUACUCACAGUUUCGCAGAUGCUGCGCAUCGACAUCGAUCAGACUGGCUUAGCUUGUUUGAUCCGUACUUGCGGAGGUGCUUUGCUGUGGGUUGCGGCGAUGGACUUGCUGGAGGCUGGCGGCCCAUGGCCCCCAGCUGCUGGGGAUCAGACCUGGAAUGCGAACUGCUGGGCGGAUGAGUCGGCUUCAACUCCGGUGCAGCUACCAAGAGACUGGCCCAUCCUGGCCGGAGGCCAACGAUGA
Molecule: messenger RNA, 2055 nt
Organism: Symbiodinium sp. CCMP2592
Lineage: Eukaryota; Dinophyceae; Suessiales; Symbiodiniaceae
Source: the annotation of a GenBank genome assembly